ACCUAAGGCGCGGGAGAGCUACAGGUCCAUCGCCUCCAGCCUGCUCUUCAACCUCAAGGACAACAGGAAGAGGGUCAAGGCCCGAUACAGCCCACCCCGGUUCAGGCCCACCGACCCCGUUGACCCCAGCAAGCUGUGGAAGGACCUCUCGGACGCGGAGACGGGCACGCCAGUGCUCGUGGUGACAGACGGCACGGCCUCAGUGAUGAGCCCGGUGCUGGAGUCCACCAGCGCUUUGGCUUUGCCAGGGAACCAGCAGGCGGAAAGCUGGUCCGAGGGUGCGAUGCGGGGCAGGGGAGAGCUGGCGGGAGAGGGCGCUUGGGGGAGAGACCAGCUGUCCGUCCCCUGGCGGGCAGCGCUCAGGGAGGCUCCCCGCACUCGGGGGCUCAGAGCAGAAGCCCUGGAUACCCGAGUCUGAACCUCUACAGGAGGGCCAACACUGAGGCAGACGACGUCCACCCCACGCAACACGCCGCCAAGGUUACCAUGGAGACACAGGAGGGCAGGGCCUGCGAUGCAGGACAGAGCAAUCUGCCAAUCAGGAAAGAGAGAGAGCCCCCCAAGAAAUCUGUCAAGGAGAGAGUGAAAGAGCUGCAAGGUCAGAACAGCGUGGCAGAGACGCAAGCGAGUGUGAAUAAGAAGAGAAGCAACGACCGGUCACCUGUGAGUCCCCUUGACAGAGGCGCUGCUGCACACAGAGGAGGAGACAGAGAGACAUUAAAGGAAAGAGCUCCAGAUGUGCCAGCGAAACCAUCAGCUAUGCCCAAACAGCCAACACCUCCAGAUGUGCCAGCGAAACCAUCAGCUAUGCCCAAACAGCCAACACCUCCAGAUGUGCCAGCGAAACCAUCAGCUAUGCCCAAACAGCCAACACCUCCAGAUGUGCCAGCGAAACCAUCAGCUCCUGCUGUUCCAGCGCGCGUAAAACACCCGGCGAAGAGGGAGCAGGAUUCGGCAGCAGCUGCAGCGUCAGCGCUGACCAGCACGAGAGAGACAGACGCCAGCACGAGAGAGACAGACGCCAGCAGCGAGGCUAAACACGCCUUCUCCGCGCGGCAGAACAACUACAUCAAGAGCCAGAGGAGCGCCUUCCUGGAGGAGGAGGAGUGCGGGGACUGGGACGAGCUGCAGGAGGUGGCUCUGCUGAAGCAGAUGAAAGUGGAGCUUCAGACUCGACAGGGGCACCAGGAGGCCGAGAGCAUGAAGGACGCAGCACUUUGCGGGGCGCACUCCAAGCACUUUGCGGGGCGCACUCCAAGCGAGCAGCUGCCCCGGAUGGACAUACCAGAGCCAAACGAGAGCUCCAGGGCUAAAAAUACACCAGCCGUAACCAGUGAGGAGCAGGAGGGUCUCGAGCAACAUGACAUAGUUUUGCCAGCGCCUGAGAGACGCGCCCGAAAGGGCGUCCUGUCCCUCAGGGGAAAUACCCAAGCCAAGCGAGACCUGUUCGACCAGCUGGACCAGAUGCAGAUCGAGCCGCUGAGCACACACACCAAGAAGGAGAGCGCUCCGGUCCACAAGUACGACCUGGCCACCAUGGCGCUGGAGGAGCUCAUUGCCGAGAGGGAGGAGAGGAAACGGAAAGGUCAGGGGUCAUCUACCGAGCAGCACGCACAGAGGCCGGCACCGGAACACCGGAACACACCAGCACCGGAACACCGGAACACACUAGCAUCGGAACACCGGAACACACUAGCAACAGAACACCGGAACACACUAGCAACAGAACACAAGCAGCGUGGAGGCAGAGGGCACGUUCAGGAGAGCAGAACCGUGCCAGCCGAGCAGAGACACAGAGAAACCAACAGAGCUCCGAGAACCAGAGGCCAGAACACUGAUGAUCCCGUGGUCAAGAGUGGAGGCCAGACUCUGCGCUCCGUACAGCAGGGCGACACCGCACAGGUCCCAGCUGGUCAAGGGAGAUUAGCGGAGGCUGCUCAUCAGCACUCCGUCCAGCAGACCAAACAGAACAGAGAGGGAGAGGCAGGUGAGAGAGGACAGGGGAGAGGGGGCGGGUCCAGCACAGAUAACACAAACCCUGAUUGGACAGGACAGGGCUCAGAGAGGGUGAAGAGGCAGGACGGCUCAGAGAGAGAUGGCAGAAGAGAGAGGACUAGUAGGGAACACAGGGCACAGAGAUCGAGAACGCCCCCUGCUGUUCCUCCUAGGAAAGGCAAGCCCGGCAUGAGAGAUGAGGAUAAAGCAGAUGCUGAGAGGUCUGCAGAGGAUGAGUCCAUCACCAAGGCUGAAGGAAGGGAUCGAGUGCACGUCGACAGGGAGAGAGAGCAGAGGGCAGAUACACAAAACAAGGAAGCCCAGUUAGCAACUAGCACAGAUAAAAAACAAUUAACAGAUAGCACUGAUAACAAACAGUUAGCAACUAGCACAGAUAACAAACAGUUAGCAACUAGUACAGAUAACAAACAGUUAGCUUCUAACACAGAUAACAAGCAGUUAUCUGCUAACACAGAUAGCAAACAGUUAGCUACUAACACAAAUAACAAACAGUUAGCAAUUAGCAAUGAUAACAAACAGUUAGCAGUUAGCAACCAGGAGUCCAGCACCAGGACAAAAACAGCCACCCACACAGAGUCCCAGAGAGCUGAAAAACACACAGAUAACCAGCUUAAAUCAGAAGUCUUCUCAGGGACUGCAGAACCCAACUCAAAGCACUCAGCCCAGAUCUACACCGCUAAGGUGAAAGGAUUUCCUGAUCCUACAAUGACGUAUGCAGCAAAGAGUGAGGCAGCGCAGAGGAGAGAGGAGGGGAACGGAACGGUGACAGAGGAAGUGAGAGACAGAAACACAGAUACUGAUCAGAAGGAGAGAAAACAGAAUGAUAGAGACAGCUCAGCUCAGAAUGAUAGAGACAGCUCAGCUCAGAAUGAUAGAGACAGCUCAGCUCAGAAUGGUCAGAGAGCAAAGCAGAGCAGGAGCUACGCAAGAGACUUCUUAAGUCUGUUGGGGCUGUCAGGUGAAGAGAAGGCCCCCGCUGGUGAAGUCAGCAGCAAGCCUAAACCAGCGCCCCCAGCGUCCCACGACACAGACGCUCCUGCAGUGGACAGCGUCACGAUUCACGACAUCCUGAAGCUCAGAUCCCCCACGUUCAGCCCACUGCAGACCCCGGGGACGUCCCCCUCCCUACACGGCGACGGCUCGUCCCACAGACCCAAGGAGAACUCUGGGAAGACAGACGGGGAUUCCCGCGCCUUCAGCAACCCAGGAAGUGAAUCAGACGCCUCCGAACGCCUGAUGUCUCCCCUCAGCGACAUGGACAAGGGCGGCUGGGUCCGCAGCCUGAUCGAGCAGGCCCAGACCCUCACCCCCAAGGACCUGACCCCCAGCCAGUCCAACGCCUCCUCCCCGACCCCUGGCAAGUCCAACGCGUCCUCCCCGACCCCUGGCAAGCCCGUGCUGUUCAAGGUCAAGGACAACACGUUCGCCACCUCCCCCGUCACCAAGACAGUGCGGCCCAUCCUGCACAGGGCUCUACAGGAUGUGAUGGCGCAGCCCUGGUCCCCUCGGGAGAGCCUGAGUGGGUCGGAACGGGGCGAAGAUCGGGGUUCCGAGCGGGGUUCCGAGCGGGGUUCCGAGAGGGGCGAGGAGGAGUCGGAAGCCCCCAGAGCUCCGCAGGGAAUUCCCAUCCUGGUGGAGGUGGCCAGCUCUCCGCUGCCUGAGGACUCCACACCUGCAGUUGGCGCUGCCUCUGCCGCUCCGGCCGCCUCGCCUUCCCAGCAGCCUCGAGGGCAGAUGCUGACGGUGCCGGAGGAAGAGGGAGGGCGGAGCUCCGUGUCCAGCGAGAUCUCAAGUGCCCAAUCAGAGGGCCUGAAGAGCUACACCAGCGCAGGGGACCAAUCAGAGGGCCUGAAGAGCUACACCAGCGCAGGGGACACCUGGGGUGAGGAGGGGGUGCUAAGCGCCCAAUCAGAAGGCCUGAAGAGCUACACCAGCGCAGGGGACACCUGGGGUGAGGAGGGGGUGCUAAGUGCGGCUCAGGCUGACGAUACCGAGGGUUCUAAAGCCCCCAGCGAGCACUCUGGUUCUGUCUGUAGUGGCACCGAGGGCAAGAAGCCCCCGCCGGCCGUUCUGCCCAAAACAGAGAAGGCGCUUCGGCGAGCCAUGAAGCUGACCACGCGCCGCAUCCAGAAGGCCGAGGGGAAGAGCAACAGAGUGGACCGCAAGCAUGGCGGGGAGAGAGCAGAACCCGACCAGAAGAACCGCAGGGGAGGGAACCCAGACCUCAAGCAGGAGAACCGGAGCAAAAAGCAUCCAGAGACAGAACAGAGGAACCGGCCCAGAGAGAGAAGGGAGUCAGAGCCGAACCACAGCAGCACAGAGAAAUACACUUCACAACCCAGCGGUCGCCACAGCAACACAGAGAAACACACUUCAGAACCCAGCGGUGCCACAGCAACACAGAGAAACACACUUCAGAACCAAAAGUCGGUCAUGCGGCAACACAGAGAAACACACUUCACAGCCCAGUGGUCACCACAGCAACACAGAGAAACACACUUCAGAACCCAGCGGUCGCCACAGCAACACAGAGAAACACACUUCAGAACCCAGCGGUCGCCACAGCAACACAGAGAAACACACUUCAGAACCAAGCGGUCGCCACGGCAACACAGAGAAACACACUUCACAGCCCAGUGGUCACCACAGCAACACAGAGAAACACACUUCAGAACCCAGCAGUCGCCACAGCAACGCGCACUCGAACCACACCAGUCAGCAUGGUGACCGUGAAGGCAGGAGCAGCGCCAAACAUGCACGCCUCAAACACAUGAGCCAAAGCACAGACCGGCACAUUGGUAACCAUAGAGACCUGAGGAGCAGUGGUAGCGGGAGGGGCUCGUCUGAGCGCGCUCCUGAGCAUCAUCAGCAGGUGUACGUGAGGGAGAGUCCCAAUGGCAGCAGUAACCGUGGCGACCGCAGGAGUCGGAGUCUGGAGAGAGACGUGUCCGUGCAGCCCGAGGGACCGCCACAGCGUUGGGACAGACCCCACCCCAGCCCCUCCCGACGGCCCUCCCUAAACGGCUUCCUGCCACGCCAAAACAGCUCUGAGCGACGCA
Molecule: messenger RNA, 5075 nt
Organism: Alosa alosa (allis shad)
Lineage: Eukaryota; Metazoa; Chordata; Actinopteri; Clupeiformes; Clupeidae
Product: serine/arginine repetitive matrix protein 1-like
Exons: 3
Coding region: 487-4743 (1418 amino acids)
Source: RefSeq, a predicted model, not a curated record